AGCACCAGCUGAGUAUGGGCAGGCAGCUGUAGGUCAGGGCUGUGGGGCUGCCCCACAUGCUCACAAGGAGCUGGAGCAGUGUUGAGCCCUUCAAGGCAAGCUGCAGCUCAGCAUGGUGUGGCACAUCUGUGGUAGAGCAGCAUUGCCUGUGGCACCAUGCAACACAGCAUGGCACAGCACACAUGGCAUGAGGCUUUGUCCCAUAAAGGCUCUGUGUGCUGUGGAUGCUCUGUGCCCUGGCUUUUGCUGCCUGAACAAGACUGAAGUCAGCGGGGAAAUGCUAUUUCCACACAGUGACAGAAACGGGGCAAAUUCAAUUGUGUUGUGGAAGCAGGGGGUUCAGCAGCCCUGCUCACAGGACUGUUGGUGCUGUGCCUGCUCCCAUCACCCAUGACUGUGACCCGCUGGUGGAGCAAGUCGUCAUGGAAACUGAUGAUUUCUGCUAUGGUACAUCUGCGUUCACCUUCUAGGCCCAGUUCAGCCUUGGAAAUUUCCAGUUAAAACACCUGUGAGACUGCACUGAGUGUUGGCAAGGGAUCACACACAGCCCAGGGAGUCCCAUGCCACCAGCACAGGUCAGCGGCAGGUCUGUGCUCACACCAUCACUGUGCAUCCUCAGUCAAGGCACCACUGGCUCCCAGAGGCCCGUGUCACUGACACAAGUACCCGCACACUGAGGGCUGGCUCCAGGCAGUGGGACAACCAGACACAUGCACUCAGCCUCUCCUGUCCACACUCAGCCUCGCCUGGAUACAUUCAACCUCCCCAAGGGCCUGUAGCCCAUGGCCCUAUCAGGAUGUGCCCCUGCAGCAGGUCCCCAAAGCUCUUUCCAUUGUGUGGGUGGCAGACUGCAGGGCACAGCCCUGAGUACAGCACUGCUGCUAUCCCCACUGUCACCUGGCCCUGGCUACAGCCCAGCACUGUGCUCUGGGGCUGGCUACAGACUGAGUAUGGCCUGAGGACAGUGCAGGGGCAGCAUGAGUGUGGCAAGGCCCUGCCCUGAUAUAGGGGUGCUGCCAUGUUCUGAACCAGUUCUGAAGAUGAUGCCCAGGACCUUGUGAUGUCAUAGUGGCACAUGGGGUAGUGUCACACAGCAAUGCCAGGGAUACAGGAUGGUGAGGAGCAUGGCACAGGAAGGCAGCAGUGAUGACUGUGGGCAGCAGUAGGACCAGGUGCUGCUGAGGAGAGGGUCACAGCCUCGCACAGCUCUGCCCUGCUUUUACAGGAGCCCCAGGCUAGGCCUCUCCUGCUGGCAUCAGGUGCUCCUCAGACAGGGAGUGGCAGUGCCAACACCAUGGGACGGUGGGGCUGCCCCAGGCAGGGCUGAGUGACAUCUGUGAGACUAAGGGUUGUCUGAGGCUGUGGGAAAGUUUAUGGUACUUCCAACAGUGAGAGAAUGGCCAAAAUUUGGCACAUCCAGGGAGGUUCUUGCACCUCAGGAUCAGCCUGAAGGCUCCUGUAGAGGUCUACCAGGGGCAAAGGAGACAACACCAGAGCUGACCAGCUCCAUCUAGCAGCUUCAGCAGGAGACAGACACCUGGCAGCCCAAGGGCCAAAGGCAGACAUUGGUGCUGGAGCCACAGCAUGGGGAGCCCAGAGCAGGGCUGCCAGGACAUGCAGCAGGAAGACCUGGAUCCAGCUCAGGUGCUGGUCACAAUACAGGCAUUGCAGCUGGACCUGGACUUCUGCAGGGGCACAAACCACAAACAACUGGUCCAGCUGCAGGAGCAGGAGUGUGCAGUGGAGCAGGAGCACCAGGACUUGGUCAUUCUGAUGCAGCAGUUCCAGGCACUGAUGGGCAAGGUCAGUGGUACACCCCUCCACCUGAAGGACCAGGCAGUGCAGACAGAGGUCACCUCCUACUUGGCUGUCCACAGUGAUUUUGACACCAGCCACGAUAUCCCACAGGAGAAGCUGCUCAAGCAGCUGCAGGCACAGGAGCAGAGCCAGGGCCUGCAGCACAGCCCAGCCCGGCUGCAGGAGCAGCUGGGAGUCACCCAGGCCCAGGAGAAGCAGAGUCUGCAGCAGCUGAGCAGAGCCAAAGAGGCCAUCCAAGGCCUACACCAAAAAGUGGCAGAGCUGCAGCAACAGCUUUGCUGGCAGGUGCAGGACAUGGAGAACCUCCAGGCAGAGCUGGCCCAAGUCCGGCAAGAAAGCACCAAGCAGGCAGAAAAGAUUGCAGCCUACAAGAUACACAGGCAGAAGCUUCAUCAGGAGCUGAGGAAAAUGCAGAGCUUCAAGAAGCAGAGCAAACAGAAGACCUACUCUCUCCAGGAGAGGCUGCAGCAGCUGACCAGCCUAGUCCAACACUGGCAGCAGCUACACCUGGACAGUGAACGAACUCUGGCUCUGCGAGAAGAGGAGCUGGUUGUCUGCAAGGUGGAGCUGGCUUUCCUUAAGGAAGAGUUCAACAAGGUGACAGAGCAGGUGCAGGACACAAACAGGCAUUCAAGGCACACUAGGCAAGAUGCAGGAGGAGAACCCGUUCCUAAUGUUCAGAACACCUGAGCAAUCACACAAGUGUGAGCAGCUGAAAAAUUCUACAGGGCAACAACCUGACAGCACCAGCCCUGCAUGAUUCUGCAGAGCUACCUCCACCCAACACCCACCUCCAGGACAAGAAGCAGUGUGAAACAAAGCAAAGAUUAGACAGACAACCUUUAAACAAAUAAAAUUCUUUCUGUUUUGUAGCAAAAUUAGUGCCAAACAGGCACUAAAAUUAAAGCCUUUCAGGGCCACAA
Messenger RNA from Cyanistes caeruleus (blue tit), 2741 nucleotides. NCBI's taxonomy places the organism in Eukaryota, Metazoa, Chordata, Aves, Passeriformes, Paridae. The record is from RefSeq and is a predicted model, not a curated record.